This is a messenger RNA of Folsomia candida, 2259 nucleotides long. RefSeq names its product DBH-like monooxygenase protein 2 homolog. Gene Ontology annotation, biological process: dopamine catabolic process; norepinephrine biosynthetic process; octopamine biosynthetic process. Gene Ontology annotation, cellular component: secretory granule membrane. The record is from RefSeq and is a predicted model, not a curated record. The transcript is spliced from 9 exons. Lineage: Eukaryota; Metazoa; Arthropoda; Collembola; Entomobryomorpha; Isotomidae. The coding region runs from base 77 to 1996 and encodes 639 amino acids. Gene Ontology annotation, molecular function: copper ion binding; dopamine beta-monooxygenase activity.
CAAUUAGUGGUAGCAGACCACUUUAUCGUUAAAAAAUUAAAAUCACAAGUUUAAAAAGACAUACGACAUAUUUAAAAUGCGUCGCAAUAAUUUAUCCUUGACUCUCAUAACUUCCUCACUAACUUUCUUAUUUCUCGCAAACCCAUUAAUAUUGCAAAUUAAUUCCGUUAAUAUUCCACCCUCGAGCCUACUAACUUUACAAAACCAAGAACAAUUAGAUGGCUAUGGAAACGUUUUGCUGGCUUGGGAAUAUGAUGAAUCGUCUCAGAUUAUCUCGUUCGAAUUGGAAGUAGCAACGGAAGGAUUUGUCGGAUUUGGCAUUUCCCCAAGUGGUAGCAUGACCGGGGCUGAUAUAUUUAUUGGAGGUGUUCUCCCAAACGGCACAGCCUAUGGGGCGGACUACAUCGGCUUAGGAAACUUCUCACCAAAACUUGAUGAUCAUCAAGACUGGACAUUACUCUGUGGGAUGGAAGCACUUGGAAAAACGUAUAUUAAAUUCUCCCGCCUCAUUAAUACCUGUGAUGAUGAGGAUUAUCCAAUCGGCAAUGAUACAACCAGACUCAUUUGGUCGUACGGUUUGACUGAUGAUAUUAGAUAUCAUACAGCACAACGAAGGGGAUCAAAAGCGGGAAACUUUAUCGGCACACCAAAUCCGCAAUUGGAAUUAGACGCAUUAUCAAAAUGGGAAAUAAUGGUCGACAUGGUGAUGCCAUCUAGUGAUACAACGUACUGGUGUAGCUUUCAUAAAGCCCCAGUCGUCAUGACGAAACAUCACGUUGUUGCUUUUGAUGCACUGCUUGAUGGCCUUGAUGCCAUCGCACAUACUCAUCACUUCAUCCUCAAAAACUGUUACGUUCCACGAGGCUCGAAUAAAACGCUGGAUCAAGUGUUUAGGAAUUAUACGGUAGACACGGGAUUUAUGGGGGCACAUUGUUACAAUCUGGCAGCAAUUGUUCCCACUCCGGAAUUUUAUUGUGCGCAAUACCUAUUUGUAUGGGCGAAGGGAGGCAAGAUAAUGACCUUCCCCGAAAAUGUGGGUUACCCAAUUGGUGAGGGUGACGAUGCUGGGCAACAAUUUUAUUACAUGUUGGAAAUUCACUACGAUAAUCCAGACAAGAAGGAAGGUGUACAAUUUAAGGCUGGAGUUCAGUUUUACUAUACUAAUGAAACUAGACAAGAAGAUGCCGGAUUGCUAGCAGUGGGACACGAGACCGAUUUCAUGUUCACAAUUCCACCAAACAUUUCCGAUUUCACACUUAUCGGACAAUGUGGACCAGAAUGUACCAACUGGGGAAUUAAAGAGAAGGAAGGCGUCACAAUUUUUAAUGUUCUUCUCCACGCUCACAUUUCUGGCCGGAAAUUAAGACUCCGUCACUUCCGGGGCAACCUGGAACUUCCCUGGAUUGAUUACGAUGACCAUUAUGAUUUUAAUUAUCAACAAAGUAAAGCCAUUCCAAAUACAAAACUCUUUCCUGGUGAUCGAUUAAUCUAUGAAUGCACCUAUUCCUCAACGUGGAACAACGGGAAGGCGGUGGUUAGCGGUUUAUCAUCAAGAAAUGGAAUGGGCCUUACAUUUUUCUGGCAUUAUCCACGACAGGAUAUGGACUCUUGUUAUUCCCAAACCCCGUUUAUGAAACAUAUUCAAGAUUUUGGAAUUACGAAACUUAAAACCGUUCCUGCUCCCAGUGGAUAUCUGAUCAUGAUUGAAGAACCUGAAUACUUGCGAGGAGAAUAUACGGAAACCAUUUCCCUGUUUCACAACUGGACGGCAGAAUUUAUUGAACAGUACCAAUACAACCAGAGGUUUCUUCCGCAUGAGAAUGGAUGCAAUAGUCAGAAAACGGGAGAAGGGUCAUAUACUGAGGAAACGAGUUAUCCGGUCGAUUAUGUUGCAUACGUUCCGAAAGACAUUUGUUCCCCAGAAACUGGACCAACUGACAGGACAAUGCCAACCGGAUCGGCAUCAACAACUACGAUGACGGCCGAAGUACGAUGAAGUACGACCGGAAGAAGCUUCUGGGUCGUGGUUGAAUUCUAUUGAGAAGUUGAUGAUUAUGUUUUUUUUGUUCCUUGUAGCUCAAUAAAUAUUAAAAGAUUUUAUAAUUGUAUGCACCGUUUAAAACUAAAGGUUAAGAGACAUGUCAAUUAAUGUUCUUAAUAACCCUAAUAUGCGUGUAUAUAAAUUUUAUUACAAAAUUAAACUUACUAAGCACAUUUAUGUAUUUACUGGCAUUAAAUAAUUAUUUUAUAUCUGACGGG